Molecule: messenger RNA, 1587 nt
Organism: Rhincodon typus (whale shark)
Lineage: Eukaryota; Metazoa; Chordata; Chondrichthyes; Orectolobiformes; Rhincodontidae
Product: cell division cycle protein 20 homolog
Exons: 9
Coding region: 1-1587 (528 amino acids)
Biological process (GO): positive regulation of ubiquitin protein ligase activity; positive regulation of anaphase-promoting complex-dependent catabolic process; anaphase-promoting complex-dependent catabolic process
Cellular component (GO): anaphase-promoting complex
Molecular function (GO): protein binding; anaphase-promoting complex binding; ubiquitin ligase activator activity
Source: RefSeq, a predicted model, not a curated record
AUGUCUGCGGCAGAAAGAGGAAAGCUGAUGGGUUCUUUACUCAAAACCAGUACCACAGGGAACAGGAUGAAAUGGGAGCUGCCCAGUCCAGUUGCCAGUAGCAGCCCUGUUGUUGCAAGGUGGCAGAACUUACCCAGAAGACAAUGCAGAAGGACAGCCGCAUCAAGUGGAGCUCCAGUAGCGACUGUAAUAGAGGAAGAAGGAAGAACUAGAACUGGGACAUUGGCAAGUGCAGCAACUAAGGCUAACAUUGUGACGGCAACAACAAGAGACCGAUUUAGGGCUGGAGUAGAAGUUGUAAUAAUGAUACAGGCAGAAGACAGGACAAUAAUAGCAGCAGAGGGUGGAACUGAGACAGGAGAUGACAGCCAAACUAGAUCUGUAACUGUUGGUGGGACCAUGACAGAACCAGAUAAGGACACUGGGCCUGGGUUUGAGGAAGUCAUGAAGACAGAGACAGAUACAGAGCAAUUAGCCAAACACAUCCUCCCCUGUAGGAAGAAAGCUUUUCAGCAAGCAUGUUUGGGACACUGUGAGUCUCCAGUUUACAAGAACAAUCUAGGUGACACGUUUCUUUCUGGUAAAUGUGAUGGUACAAAAAGGAAACGAUGUAUACCUUUCCUCCCGAUGAAAGUCUUGGAUGCUCCAGGUCUGAAGGAUGAUUACUAUCUUAAUUUGGUUGAUUGGAAUGCUGCAAAUCUGGUAGCCAUUGCUCUAUCUGAUACAGUAUAUCUUUGGCACCCGGAGAAGGGAAUGCAUGAGGCCAUAAGUGUGGAGUCAGGGUACAUCUCAUCAGUCGCCUGGAUUAAAGAUAGAAACAACCUUGCAAUUGGAACCAGUGCUGCUGUUGUGCAGUUGUGGGACAUUGAGACAAAGAAGAAAUUACGCAACAUGCAUAGCCACAGUUCAAUGGUUGGUGCGCUGAGCUGGAACAGCUACAUUCUUAGCAGUGGCUCCCGAUUUGGAUCUAUUCACCACCAUGAUGUAAGAAUUGCACAUCACCAUGUUGGUACUCUCUGUGGUCACAGCUCUCAAGUAUGUAGCCUCAAAUGGUCACCAAAUGGUGCACUACUCGCUAGUGGUGGUAAUGACGGUCUACUGAAUAUCUGGCUUAAUGAUCCAGGAGCCAACAUUAACAGUAAACCAGAUAUGACCAUUAAUAAUCAUCAGUCAGCUGUAAAGGCCAUGAACUGGUGCCCUUGGCAAUCUGGAAUACUUGCUGUAGGAGGAGGAAUGAAAGAUGGACAUUUGCGUAUAUGGGACACAAAGAGUGGGAGCUGUAUCCGAGACGUGGAUACAAAGUCACAAAUUUGUUCAUUACUCUGGCUAUCACAACACAAUGAGUUAAUAACUGGCCAUGGAUUUCCCAAGCACCAGAUCUCCGUGUGGAAUUACCCAACUCUUGUGAAAUCAGCAAAUCUCAAAGGUCACAGAGGGAGAGUUCUGCAUAUGGCAUCCAGUCCUGAUGGCAACGUAGUGUUUUCAGCAGCAGGUGAUGAAACAGUGUGUUUAUGGAACUGUGUCACUGCCAGUGAACAGAAGCAGGAUGUAAAACAGGCUUUCAACGUUGAGGGUUCACAAUACUGA